AUGUCUCGGUCAUGUCCCGGCUCGUGCACUGCCUUGACGGGAACGUUGGCCGACAAGAACGUACCACUCGUUACGAUGAAUGGCUCUGCCAAUUCCCAGAGAAAGUCGUUCUCGGUAAGAUCACCAGAACCUUGACAGACGGACCAAACUAAAUUUCAGAAGCCCGAAGGCAUCCAACACCUGGCUGGAAUCAAAGGAAUCACGACCGAAAGCUAUGAGGAUUUGCUCAACGAGCUGCGUGCAUACGAUUCGACCAUAAAAUUUGGCUACCAUGAUAUGAACUCGACUCACCAUGUGGUCAUGCUUCCGGAUGAAACCAUCUCCGGUGCCGGCAAGAACGUCACGGAUACCUUUCCGUACGUGUCUGCUGGUGAACGCUCCGAGAGAGCGGUCGAGCGGCCAAAUGUGAGUGGUUCCCCGUUGCAAUUUUGUAAAACAAAAUGAUAUUUCAGAUUUUCACCAGUCUCUGCACUAUCUUCAGUUCAAAAAGGAAGAACAGACAGGCUAGGAUGCAGAAGAUGUUUGAAGAAGCUAACUCACGACUUCAUGCAUCGAGAGGAGAUAAAUGGAGACAACAUAUGCUUCAAUAUCAUCGGGUGGGGAUUCCUCACCUGAUGUUCCGUUCGCCCCUGGUUCAGCACUGUUUUCUAUUCAACCCGUAUACUUUAUUGAGUGAAAAGAUAAAGAUUGAUGAAACGGUAUUGAAGAGAGGUAAGAAUGUGACAGAUUUGAAUUGUACUUACCUGUGUUAGUGACCAGGUUUUUGUGUGGCCACCUCAGAAAAUUUGUACCGGGGUUUUUUCACAUGACAACAAAGUAUUCUCGCUCUGGCUGUACCUCUGAAAUUUGGAGUUCUCAUCAUUAUUAGACGCAUUUUAUUGUUUGUUUUUCAGGAUAGAAAUCCAGGACCGCAACGCUCAAGUUGCUGACUCCCUUCGCGUUUGAUAGUUUGAAGUUUGAAGGAGCGGGACGAGAAUAUCAUGGAUUUGGAGGAAGAAACAGUAGCCGACUCUACUGUGCCGUUUUGAUGAACGAAUUCUGCGGAAGAACAGGACAAGAUGGUCGUCGCCCGUCGAUUUUACGGGCCCGCAAUGGUUUUCUACAUGGGAUUGACGUUUUUUACGGAAAAUCUGAUAGUUCACUUUCCAAAUAGUUGUGUUGUGGUCAGCUGAUCACGUAACUAUGUCUAUGCUUAUUCUCCGCCACCAGACUUGCAAAAUAAGGACCCGGCCCGUUGCAAGUCUGCUGAUUGUAUUCACCACCAAUUUAUUUACUUCAGUGUUUUUCCAAUUUUUGUUAAAACAAAUUUUUUUGGUUGGAAAAAAAUAAACCUUACUUACUUGGAACACUUAGUGUAAGUGGGUUCAAGCUGUUUAGCUUCAAACUACACGCGGACGAAUUCAAGUCAUUUGGAUCGAUCAGUUCGGGCAGAGGUGGACGACGUCGUUUUGCGACAAACAUUCCAGCUCUCUUUCUGCCGACGAAAAGUUUUCCCAUAGGUGGCCCCAAUCCGUGCCGGUCUAAAAAAGUUAUUACUGGCUUUUCCAACAAAUUUCACCCUUCUCGACUCCAUUUCCAGAUAAAGACACAUCCUUUCUUCCCACAAAUCCCUCGACAUCAUCUACUUCGACUUCAAGAAAGCCUUUGACGAAGUAGAUCAUAGCCUCCAAGUGAAAUACAACGAGAAUUGUUGAAUAUAACUUUUGAAGGCAGAAAAAUAGUGUCAAUUGCGGAACUGUUUGGAAACGACGCUUUCGAAAAUGCGUUUUUCUCUGAAAAUGGAUUAAUUUUAUAUAAUUUUUCGAUGAAAACGCUCACAAGGCAAAAGUCGUCCAAGUCUGGUGCUCAGCCAACUUUUCUCGUUUCAUAAUCAGUUCUGAAUGGCCAGUGUUGUCACCGGAUUUGAACUAUUUUGUAUGGGGAGUUUUUCAGUCGAAGGUUCAAGCACAUCCACAUCCCAAUUUGGAGUCAUUGAAGAAAAGUUUGGAGGCAGAUUGGGCCAAGCUAUCUCCAGAAUACCUCCGUGCCACAGUAGAGGCUUUCCCGAAGAGACUCAAGGAUGUUGUCAAGAACAAAGGCAACCGCAUCGAACAAAUUUAA
Caenorhabditis sp. 36 PRJEB53466 is the source of this 2100-nucleotide messenger RNA. Lineage: Eukaryota; Metazoa; Nematoda; Chromadorea; Rhabditida; Rhabditidae. The record is from the annotation of a GenBank genome assembly.